AUGGCUUCCAGCCUCCAGAAGACUGCGGCCACAGCGGAUCACGCCGAUGACACGCUUCAUGAAGCCGACAUGACCGUCCAGCUCGCCCAGGAUGUUGACGAUACCAAAUACUCAGCGUGGUCUACGCGCAUGUUUCGUCUCUACCUCGUCCUGUCGCUAAGCUACCUCUGCGGAUGCCUCAACGGUUACGACGGCAGUCUGAUGGGUGGCCUCAACGGCAUGACUUCGUACCAGCGGUACUUUAACAUGUCCACGGCUGGCUCCAGCACAGGCCUGGUCUUUGCCAUGUACAACAUCGGCUCCGUGGCCGCCGUCUUCUUCACUGGCCCCGUCAACGACUACUUCGGCCGACGCUGGGGCAUGUUUGUUGGCGCUCUCAUUGUCAUCAUAGGGACAUGUGUCCAAGCGCCCAGCACCAACAACGGCCAGUUUUUGGCCGGCCGCUUCGUGCUCGGCUUCGGUGUCAGUUUUGCCUGUGUGUCGGCGCCUUGCUACGUUUCCGAAAUGGCCCAUCCCAAGUGGCGUGGGACCUUGACUGGGCUGUACAACUGCACAUGGUAUAUUGGGAGCAUCAUCGCUUCUUGGGUUGUUUACGGCUGUGCCUUUAUUGACAGCUUGGACGCCUGGCGCAUUCCCAUCUGGUGCCAGAUGAUCACCUCGGGCAUCGUAUGCUUGGGCGUGUUCUGGCUGCCCGAGAGUCCCAGAUGGCUCAUGGCACAGGACAGACACGACGACGCGGCCAAGGUGCUUGCUACAUACCAUGGAGAAGGGAGACCCGACCAUCCCAUGGUCCUGCUGCAGAUGCAGGAGAUGAUGAAUCAGAUCUCCACCGAGGCGUCCGACAAGAAAUGGUACGAUUACCACGAGCUCUGGAACACCCAUUCUGCCCGCCGCCGUCUCAUUUGCGUCAUCGGCAUGGCUGUGUUCGGUCAAAUCAGCGGGAACAGCUUGUCGUCGUACUAUAUGGUCAAUAUGCUCAAGUCGGCCGGCAUCACCGACGAGCACAAGGUCCUGGCUCUUAACGGCAUUAACCCGGCCUUGUCCUUCCUUGGAGCCAUCCUCGGAGCGCGCAUGACAGAUGUGGUCGGCCGUCGUCCGCUCCUGCUCUACACCAUUGUCUUCGCAUCCAUCUGCUUCGCCAUCAUCACGGGCACCAGCAAGAUGGCGACGGAUGAUCCCUCCCAGGUGGCAGCGGCAAACACCACCAUUGCCUUCAUCUUCAUUUUUGGCAUCGUCUUCAGCUUCGGCUGGACGCCCCUGCAGAGCAUGUACAUCGCCGAGACUCUGCCCACGGCGACCCGCGCCAAGGGUACUGCCGUCGGCAACCUUGCUUCCUCGCUCGCAUCCACCGUCCUGCAGUACGCCUCGGGGCCAGCCUUUGAGAAGAUCGGCUACUACUUCUAUCUCGUUUUCGUCUUCUGGGAUUUGAUUGAGGGCGCCAUCAUGUAUUUCUACUUCCCCGAGACUAAGGACCGCACGCUGGAGGAGCUGGAGGAGGUGUUUUCGGCCCCGAAUCCGGUCAAGAAGAGUUUGGAGAAGAGGAGCGCGCUGACCGUGUUGAACACGGUUGGUGCCGCUGAGGACGAGAAGCUCGGCCAUGGGUUGGCCUGA
Molecule: messenger RNA, 1611 nt
Organism: Parathielavia appendiculata
Lineage: Eukaryota; Fungi; Ascomycota; Sordariomycetes; Sordariales; Chaetomiaceae
Product: general substrate transporter
Exons: 3
Coding region: 1-1611 (536 amino acids)
Biological process (GO): carbohydrate transport; transmembrane transport
Cellular component (GO): membrane
Molecular function (GO): carbohydrate:proton symporter activity
Source: RefSeq, a predicted model, not a curated record